Molecule: messenger RNA, 1638 nt
Organism: Microplitis demolitor
Lineage: Eukaryota; Metazoa; Arthropoda; Insecta; Hymenoptera; Braconidae
Product: bridging integrator 3
Exons: 3
Coding region: 298-1074 (258 amino acids)
Biological process (GO): plasma membrane tubulation; actin cortical patch localization; endocytosis
Cellular component (GO): actin cortical patch; cytoplasm
Molecular function (GO): protein binding; lipid binding
Source: RefSeq, a predicted model, not a curated record
AUAUUAUUAAAUAUUAUAUAAAAAUUAAAAUAAUUAUAUAAAGUUUGGUAUUUAAAAUUUUUUAAAAACAUUUUUGAAAUUUAAAUUUGUGAUGCUGGUGAAUAAAUUAAUUUAUAAAAAAAAAUUAUUGUCUCGCUUAUUUUAUUUUUGACGUACUCGCUUUGUCAAUAUUUACGUAUACAAAACUAUAUUUUUAUAUAUUUAUAUAAAUUUAUUAUUUACAUAUUUUUAAUAAUUAAAAUAAUUAUAUAUUUAUCUUUAAAAUACUCAAAAAAAAAGAUUCUAUUUAAAUGAACCAUGACCUGGAAUCCAAGAAAAAAAAAUUAUUUGAAUCAAAAACCAUCUGCAGCACCGCCAUUGUUAUCAGUAGCCGAAGAUCGUGAUCUAAAUCUUGCAGUUCAACGUUUAAUGCACGUGGAAGGAACGAUCCGUAAGUUAACCAAAGAAACAAAACGAUAUCUCGAAGCGAUUUCAAACCUCGACCGUGCCGAUCAGCGACUCACUGCGAAUCUCAGUACCUGUGAACUGGCCCACAUUGAUGAUGAAUUUCGUCGUAUAGCCGAGGAAUAUUUAACCAUAACAACUCAAGUGGGUAAAACAGUCCAAGACCUGACUCUUUUGUCCCAGAAGACCUUCAUAGAGCCUUUGAAAAAAUUGCGCGAAGAAUUUUCGCUGAUCGCCGAGGCUCUUGCCAAGCGCGAGGAAUUAGUGACCUCCUGGAAAACGGCCCACAAUCGCUACAAAAAACUCCAAGAAAAAAAGGACAAGACCGCGAGUCAUGUCGUAAAAUUAGAACGGGAGAAACGGGCCGAGGAAUUAGCAGCCAAGGAACUGAAGUCAAUUCAUUCCCGUUUGUUGUUGGAGCUGCCCUGGUUCUUGGAGAAAAGACUUGAGUACAUAAAACCAUCGAUUAAUGCAUUAAUUAUGAUACAGUUGGAUUAUUAUGGCAAUACCAUGCAGUUGUUCAAUCAACUAAUGCCAUCUUCUGGUGGCUACACUUCUGAUGACGAAGAUACGAUCGUUAAUGAGCAAUUUAAUCGCAUCAAAAGUUUAACGAUCGUCAAAGAUCAUUAGGAAGACAAUUAUUAAUUAUUUUGCCUCUGAUAGCCAAGUUGACGUCAAUUAGCGGCCGCAACUUAUCGUCCAUUUGAGCGCCUGAUUGAAACUUGAGAAUCGGCGAUACUAAUAGAAUUUCGAAUUUUAGAUUUCUAAUUACGCUUUAAAUAUUUUUGAGAUGCGAACAAUGAAAAUCUUCCGAGGAAAUUCGUCUUAUGCAUUUUGUCCAGAACUUUGCACAGAAAAAUGAUUUUUUGGAUAAAAAAAUAUUUCGUACAAUAAAUUGAAGACAAAAAUUUCAUUUCUGUAUCAAUUUGACAAGUUGCAGCAGUAAAUUGACGCCAAUUUUUCGGAAAAGUUUAAGUCAAAUUGUAGCCAACAAGGUAUGGAAUUGCUGUCAAGUUGAUGGCAACUGACAUCAACUUUUUAAACGUGUACUUGGCGCGAGACGCGACCGUGCCUCCGGAUUUAAAAAAAUGAUUUAAAAUAAUUUAUUAACAAUCCAUUUAAAAGUUAUAUACAUUUAAAUUCUUCAUUAAAUAUAAUUUGUAAUCAAUAAAAUACAAUUAUCUCAAAAAUGAU